Messenger RNA from Malus domestica (apple), 3396 nucleotides. Lineage: Eukaryota; Viridiplantae; Streptophyta; Magnoliopsida; Rosales; Rosaceae. The record is from RefSeq and is a predicted model, not a curated record.
CCUAACUGCCGCACCCGCACCCCAUCUCGUCUUUCUCACUCUUUCCAUCCCUCUCGUCUCUCUCUUCCUCUUUAACAAAAAAAGCCCUUCGAAUCCUCAACCUAAGAGUCCAUCCUUCUCUCUUCACUGAAUCUGUGAAGCAGAAACGCAGUUUCCCUUCCAUCCUCUUCUUCUUCUUCUUCCUCCUCUGUCCUUCCAGUGAACCCAGUCAUCCUACUCUGGUUCUUCUUCUGCAGCUACUGUUUGAGGGGUUCGGUAUCACCUGCUUGAUUGAAAAAAAUUCAGGUUUAAGGAUGUUGCCUGUUGAUCCGACAAAGAAGCUGUCUUUUACUCGUUGCAUUAGUGAUGGAGAUUUGGUCAUUGUCUACGAGAAGUAUGAUACCAUGAAAGCUGUCGAAGUGUGUGCCGGUUCUGUGCUCGGAAACCGGUUCGGCGUGUUUAAGCAUUCAGACUGGAUAGGGAAGCAGUUUGGUUCCAAGGUUUUCAGCAGCAAGGGAGGAUUUGUUUACUUGUUAGCUCCGACACCCGAGCUUUGGACUUUGGUUUUAAGCCACAGGACUCAGAUUCUGUACAUUGCAGACAUUAGCUUUGUGAUCAUGUUCUUGGAAUUGGUUCCGGGAUGUUUGGUUCUCGAGUCGGGGACCGGGAGUGGAUCUUUGACUACUUCGCUUGCAAGGGCUGUUGCUCCUACAGGACAUGUCUAUACGUUUGAUUUCCAUGAACAACGCGCGGUCUCUGCUAGGGAGGAUUUUGAGAAGACAGGAUUAAGCAACUUGGUCACUGUACGAGUUAGAGAUAUUCAGGGAGAAGGAUUUCCGGAUGAGUUUUCUGGAAGGGCAGAUUCUGUCUUCCUGGACUUACCCCAACCUUGGCUGGCUAUCCCUUCAGCUGCGAAAAUGUUGAAACAAGAUGGGGUACUAUGCUCCUUCUCCCCGUGUAUUGAGCAGGUGCAACGAGCGUCAGAGACUAUGAGAUCAAGCUUUACGGAUAUAAGGACGUUUGAGAUACUCCUUCACACAUAUGAAGUUCGAGAAUGGAAAUUGGAUGACUUCUAAGGCGACGAAGCUGGUUCUGUUGGAUCUCAUCCAUGUAAAAGGCGACAUCGAUCAAAUGAAGGAAGCAAUGCGCAGGAAACGACAGGUUCUCCCACGGUCAUGGCCAGGCCGUGCAGCGAGGCCAGAGGCCACACUGGAUAUUUAACAUUUGCAAGACUCAAAUGCCUGUGAAGUAUGCAACUUUAAUCUAGUUAUAGACAUACAGCUUGAUUCUUGAAUGUGGUGAACUUCGCACCUUGUGUUAUGGCGUUACCCCGAUUAAACCCGAAAUGCUUGUCCAUUUUGUGUUCAGGUCUAUGUAAGGUGAAUACCCCAAAUAGUUGGGAUGAGGUUUCGUUUUUGCUGUUUCUGUAUCGUGAAUUCUUCUGAUGAUUCGGAAAGUUAGCAAAUUUUGACAGCGAAAAUGCAUGUCCAUUUUGUGUUCAGUCCCUUUCUCAACUCCUUAUAAGGAGUUGGGCUACUCUUCACGUCGUUAAUUGGUUUUGGAGUGGAACUUAGUUUAAUGCUAAAAUUGUAAAGUCGCCAUUCGUCCUUCAGUUUUGUAUUCAGCAGAGACUUGAAAGCGUUAAAGACCUGCGCCUCUUUCUCCACUUGCUUUGCUUUCCAAAAUCCAAACCUUCAGAUCAAGAUGCAGAGCACUACGCUUGCUCUGUCUCCUUCCACCUCGUUUCUCAAACCUCCAUGUCGAAACUCUAUUCCUAAAGCCUUUCAGCUUUUACCCUCGACGUCCUUGAUACAUGUUGACAAUCUGACUAAAGUUCACAGGCUUUCAUAGCAAACAGCUCUUUACACUUUUUCUUCUUCGAAUGCUUCCUUCAUUUUCUCAAAUCGUAGGUAUGAUCAUUUGACGGCCAGGGCUGCUUCUGUGCCCGAGAGUGCUGACGAGGCCUCGAAGCAGAGCGGAUUGGUUAAGACCUUGCAGCUUGGUUAUAUGUACCUUUUGAAUAUUUACUUCAACAUCUACAACAAACAGAAGCUAGAAUUUGAAGGCCAGAGCUUGUUCAUAGGUUCUGAAAGUCUAUCCAUUUCCAGCAACGGUCACAGCGUUUCAGUUUGGCUGCGGGACUGUGAUGUUAUCCUGAUGUGGGCUCUUAACCUCUACCCUAGACCAAAUCUCACUCGCUCACAGCUUGCAGCAAUUCUACCGCUGGCUGUGGCACACGGUCGGAAACUUAUUGACUAACAUUAGUCUUGGGAAAAUUGCUGUUUACUUCACUCACACAAUCAAGGCCAUGGAGCCCUUCUUCACAGUUGUAUUCUCUGCUCUUUUGCUUGCUGAGCUUUCUGAUCAGGCUGACUGCUGAUUGCUGUCCACACAGAGGCCGAGUAUUUGGGUGGUUUCUUCUCUUGUACUGAUUGUAGGUGGAGUGGCAUUGGCAUCCUUCACUGAGGCCUUUUAAAUGGAUCGGUUUCGGUAGUGCAAUGGCCUCUAAUGUUACAAACCAAUCGCGUAAUGUACUCAGCAAGAAGUUCAUGGUUAAAAAAAGAGGAAUCAUUGGACAAUAUCAAUCUCUUCUCAGUGAUCACUAUCAUUUCCUUCAUCCUGUUGGUUCCUUCGGCGAUUCUAUUGGAAGGCGUUAAAUUUACUACUCCUUACCUGCACUCUGCUGUAAGUACUAUUACUAAGUGCUUCACGAAAAAGCAGUUAGAAGUGCUUCAUCAAGUAGCUAGCUUUUCUGUACACAUUGUUGUAUAAUUGAUAAUAUUACAUGUAUACCUGGAAAACCAAGGAUUGAAUAUCAAAGAGUUAUGCGUAAGAUCACUUCUGGCUGGCUUCUGCUUCCACACUUACCAGCAGGUGACACCAUAGUUUCCUACUCUCUAAAUUAAACCGAAAAUUGAAGUUACGUACUUCUUGCAGUAACAAAUCUCAGUGGUUACUGUGUACAAACCGUUUUGGCUUAGAAGUGAUGAGUAGUGGUUGUAAUGGCUUGGUUAUUUUUGCAAAUUUGCGUGGUAAUGCAGGUUUCUUAUAUGAUACUGCAGAUGGUAUCACCAGUGACUCACGCAGUCGGAAACUGUGUGAAGCGUCUGGUGGUGAUAGUCUCCUCAGUCAUCUUCUUCCAAACCCCCGUCUCACCGAUGAACGCACUCGGGACAGCUUUUGCUAGAUCUCGCAGGAAUGUUCUUGUAUUCAAGAGCCAAGAGACUCAAACCAAAGCCCAAUUAGUGAUGCAUGAAUUGUAAAUGUAUAAGGACAAUGCUUGUGUCUCCAGGGGACUUACUUGUUCCCUUACUUAUGAAGUAUAAUUCUUUACCGUCUGAACAUCAUAAACGGAACCAUUCAUUCUCUUUAGAUCACCUAAAGAUUAUAGAUGCAAAAAUUUAUUCAAUUUGGAGA